AAUAUUUCAAUUUAAUAAUUGCAUAAAAUUGUAACGGUAGAUGGUGAAGCGAGGGGCGUCAGUGGUGAUUCAUUGCCGGAAUAAGAGUGAAGAGUGAAGACGCGCUUGUUUUCCGUUGCUCUUCAUCCUGAGAGAGAGAGCGAGAGAGAGAGAGAGAGAGAGAGAGAGAGAGGAUAAAAGCUUCAUCAGUGUUCUGAUCCGAACACACGGAAGCACAAAUGAGUUAUGGUUAUUGCUUUCAACGCCCGAAAUCGGACCAAAAGCUGCUGCGUUGUUGGUAGGUAGGAUUUUGGAGUAAAUGUAGUUGAGGAUUUGGAAUUUGCCAUGUCAAUUUUGGAAAAACCAUCAUCAUCAUCAUCAUCAUCAUCAUCAUCAGAUCGAGAUGUUGAUCCAUUGUUAAAGGAUUUAAAUGAAAAGAAGCAGAAUUUUAAGCGUAACGUGGUGUCACUGGCGGCUGAGUUGAAGGAGCUUCGUGGCCGCCUUGCAUCACAGGAGCAAUCAUACAAUAAAGAAACCCUAAUAAGACAGGAAGUGGAGUUAAAAGCCAAUUUCAUGGAAAUGGAAAUUGUCACGUUGCAGAAGAAACUAGAAAAAAGAAAUCAGCAGAUUCAAGCUUCAGUCUCUUCUGCUGCCGAGCAUAUUAAGGAUAUGAAUGAUAUAAGAUCACAGCUUUCAGCAGCUAGAGCAAGUGCUGAUGCAAAUGCUGCAUCAACUCAAUCAGCGGAGCUCCUAUGUUGUGAACUUAUAAAAGAAUUAAAUGAAAAAAACAGUAAUCUAAAGGAGCAAGAGGAUUGUGUCAUUAGGUUGGUAGAGCAACUGCAGCAUCUGCAGAAAGAUCUUCUGGAAAGGGAAUCUUCACAAAAGCAAUUGAAAGAUACUGUUCUGAGAAUCGAGAAUGAUAUAAUGGAGACAUUUAAAAGAACUGGGGAGAACAAGGAGUCUACUCUCAGGAAAAUUUUAGAUGAGUUUUCUCCUAAGAAUCUUGAGAAAAUGAAUAAGCUACUGGAUGUUGAAGAUGAAGAGAUAGCAAAACUGAAGGAUGAAAUUAAGAUUAUGUCCACCCAUUGGAAGCUAAAGACAAUGGACUUAGAGUCACAGUUGGAGAAACAGCGACAUACUGAUCAAGAGCUGAAGAAGAGGAUCUUGAAGUUGGAAUUCUGUCUGCAGGAUGCUCGUUCUCAGACACGGAAGCUCCUGCGGAUGGGAGAGCGACGGGACAUGGAUAUUAAAGACCUGAAAGACCAAUUAGCUGCAAAACAACAGAGUGGUUAUGUGGCUGCAGAAAAGCAAAGUAGUUUCUGGGAAACUUCUGGAUUUAAAAUCAUGGUUUCCAUGUCCAUGCUGAUCUUGAUUGUAUUUUCCAAGCGAUGAUACCAUUCUGAUAUCCGGUAAUUCUUUUGUGGGAGACAACCUAGAAUCUUCAAGUUUAUCCAAGGAGCAUGGACAAAGACAAGUGAAAUAAAUCAAUUUUUGCUUUGUAGAAAUGCCCUGUUGGAGAUAAUCUAGCUUUAGCUUUAUCUAUGGUAACAUCAAAAUCAAGAAGCAUUUUUUAUGUGAAGCUCAUUACUCUUGUUACGAGCUAUAGGACCGGUAUAUUAGAUUAUUAUUAAUUUAGGUUCCAAUUUUUUCCAUUUCCAAUUCAUGAUACAUUAUUCUUUAGCCCAUUGCGAAAUUUUGAGCCAUAGAAUGAAGCUCUCCAGAUAAAUUCUCCAUUUUCAA
Molecule: messenger RNA, 1719 nt
Organism: Arachis stenosperma
Lineage: Eukaryota; Viridiplantae; Streptophyta; Magnoliopsida; Fabales; Fabaceae
Product: nuclear envelope-associated protein 2-like
Exons: 6
Coding region: 325-1371 (348 amino acids)
Source: RefSeq, a predicted model, not a curated record